Fomitopsis serialis is the source of this 1185-nucleotide messenger RNA. RefSeq lists its product as uncharacterized. The record is from RefSeq and is a predicted model, not a curated record. Gene Ontology annotation, molecular function: nucleotide binding. The transcript has 7 exons. Bases 1 to 1185 code for a protein of 394 amino acids. NCBI's taxonomy places the organism in Eukaryota, Fungi, Basidiomycota, Agaricomycetes, Polyporales, Fomitopsidaceae.
AUGGCUGGAAUUGUGAGCCUGCUGAGUCGUUUGCGCAAGCUUAACAACCCGCCGGAAGUGCCCGCGAAACAACCAAACGCGUUGCGAUUCGGGAUACUGGGUGCGGCUAGAAUUGCACCAGCUGCUCUCAUAGUUCCAGCAGCUAGCCAUGCCGACGUAAUUGUCACUGCCGUGGCAUCUAGGGACCAGGUGAAGGCUAGUGCAUAUGCCAAGAAACACAAUAUCCCAACAGUGUACUACGGAACCGAAUGUUACCAACAGCUAUUGGAUGAUCUAAACGUCGAUGCAAUAUACAACCCGUUGCCGAACAGCCUUCAUUAUGAGUGGACUGUGAAAGCUCUCAAUGCGGGGAAACAUGUUCUCGUAGAGAAACCCAUCGCAGACACAAGUGCGGAGGCCCAGCAAAUGAUCGAUCUCGCAACGCAGAAAGGGCUCGUGCUGCUCGAGGCUAUUCACUGGACUUUCCAUCCAGCUUCCCAGCGCGUGAAAGAACUGAUUGAUAGUGGGGAACUCGGCAAACUCAAGAGCAUCAAAGCCGAUUUCGCGCUCCCCAAAAUUCCGCACGGGAUAGUGUUCCUUGAGGAUGAUGUGCGUUUCGAGUAUGACUUGGGUGGCGGUGUUACCAUGGACAUGGGAGUCUACCCUCUCUCUGCGGUCCGGUACUUCUCCUCCAGCGACCUUGCGAAGGUGGAGAGCGCGAGCGCCAUUGGACACGAGCGUGAUCCAGCACGGAUCGAUCGCGCCAUGAGCGCACACCUAGUCCUGCAAUCCUCCGUGGAGGCGGACGUGUUUUUCGACUUCGGCAUGCCCGGAUGGGGCCCAUUCCACCUGCUGCCACGCAUGGUCAAAGGUAGUGUCUACAUCGAGCUCGAGGGCGGCACGAUCGACUACUUCAACUUUGCGCUACCCACGGUGUAUCAUAGCAUCACCGUCAAGCCGAUCGGCAAGAAGGCACGUAUCGAGAAGGUCUAUCAAUUCAAGGAGGGACCCGGAAAGGAGUGGUGGUCGACGUAUCGAUACCAGCUUGAGGCUUUCGUGGACAAGGUGCGCGGGCGUACCCCGCAGACGUGGUCGGCCCCCGACGAGCCCAUCAAGCAGAUGCAGUGGGUGGAAAGCUUGUAUGCCGCAGCGGAGAUGCCUGCCCGGCCUGCGUCGACGUAUUACGCUACUCAUGCACAUGCCUGA